Molecule: messenger RNA, 2352 nt
Organism: Salmo salar (Atlantic salmon)
Lineage: Eukaryota; Metazoa; Chordata; Actinopteri; Salmoniformes; Salmonidae
Product: protein CutA homolog
Biological process (GO): response to metal ion
Molecular function (GO): copper ion binding
Source: RefSeq, a predicted model, not a curated record
CCUACCUGUCACUGCGUUUAUCUAUCCACAAAAAUGUGGCUUCACCAGCAGAAAAGUUCAACUUUGCAGAUUUAGCACAUUAAAAAUAGACUAUUAUUCACAAGAAAUGGGCAAUGGACUAUGAAGCGAGAACUUUAUUGGUGAGGGUAUAAGCGCAUAGCUGCUUAUAGAUCCUCUCCACCCUCUCCAGGUCAAGUUGAGCGCACAAGGCGCCAUCUGUUCUCUCCCUCUCAAACCCGGGCCUGACAGUCUGAAUAACUCUUGGUCGGAAUGACAUUUGUUGCUGGCAGUAAAAUGGACUUCCUGUCCCUGCGAUAUCACAAGCAGUCCCUAGCUCAAACUCUCUGUCGUUUGGGAUUGUUCGUGAUCUGUAUGGGAAUGGUGUUGACUAUGUCUAUGUAUCCCAUGCUGAGGUUCCUGGGUGGAAAGCUCCAUUCUUCCUUUACAGGGAGCUAUCUACCUGGACACCACUCUGUUCUCCUCAUCAACUGCCCCAAUGAACAGGCAGCCAAGGACAUCGGCCGAGCCAUUAUGGAGAGGAGGAUGGCAGCAUGCAUCAAUAUUCUGCCCAGGACCUCCACCAUGUAUUACUGGAAAGGGGAGAUUCAAGAUGCGACGGAAAUUCUGAUGUUGGUGAAGACGAGGACCUCGAAGACCCAAAGGCUCAUAGACUAUGUCAAGUCUGUGCAUCCCUAUGAGACUCCAGAGGUGCUUAGUUUCCCUGUGGAGGACGGGAGCCUGCCCUAUUUGAAGUGGGUGGAUGAGGCUGUUCCUGACGACUGACCAAUCAGGGAGAAUAUCCUCAAUGACUUGUGAUCUUAUUAGACAUGAAUCUCCAAUCUAUUGGUUAACUGGAGAGAAAGGCAACAGGGAUUGGCUGGGAACCAGCAAACUUUGGAUUGGCUUGAGGGGUUCCAAGUUCAAACUCUUGCUUUUGAACUUGAUCCACAGAUACUAAAUGUUUAGCUCCUCCCACCAUGACAUUGAUAUUGUUAUAGCUCUGUGUUAAAGGAAUUUUAUAUCAUGAUGAUAAUAAUCAAUAAUCAAUUCGCCUUGACUAAUGCCCAAGGUUUGUACGACAAUGGGUUAAAUAAUUUGGCAAGGACUCAGCUUUCUGCAAAAGUUUUCUGUAGCUUUAUUCAUGAGAACGUUCUGCGGUCAGGAUAACAAAACAGUCAUUUUAUAGUUCUUGCUUACUUACGCACAUGCAUUUACACACAAACUGUUGGAGACCUGCAUCCCCCAUUCCCACACCUUAUCACUACCUAGCUCAGCCUGUUCCUUUCCCUCAAGGUUAGGAACCCUUUGAAGUUUUACUCCCUUUACCAUCUGUCCAAUGCUCUAUAUACUAAUUGCAUACACACACUUCUUUCCCUCCAGUGGUUCCUGGACUUUCUGGAACCAAUCAGAACGAUCGAUCACUACAUUGAUCAUUACAUUGAUUAUUCAUUAACCAUGCUGUAUGACUAAUAAUUCAUCAUGGUUUAUUGAUUCUUUUACCUUUAUUAGAUAAUUCUCUUAUCACUCUGUUUUAUACAGGUCCUGUUGUUGCCAUUGAAAUUCCGAGCUUGACAUGACCUCUGUAACAUUCAUUGUCAGUUGGUCAGACCUGAAAGAGUUUGUAGCUCCAGAUCUGCAGAUAAUUAUCUUGAAACAACAUUAAACAUUAAAUAAUAAUAUUCCGUGUUGAUUCAAGGUACUAGUUACGUUAGAGUAUUGUUAUUUAAAAUUAUUUAUAUUGCAUUGUAUUCCUAAAACAUCAGAUUCAUGUUAGAUUAAAUCACAUUCCUUUUACUUAUCUGGUUUCUCUCUAGAUGACACAGCACCCCUGUUUACCGUUUCACUGUGAACCAAAAAGUUGAUUGCACUGCAUUUCGAGAGGGAAUCUUGAGCACUGUUUGAGAUUUGUGUUCUAAGGAUAACUUUUUGUAAUAUAUGAUGGCACAAAAAUACGUUCCUUCUUCCUUAAUAACCUCUUGGGGCCACCCCUUCCCGUUCUGAUCCCUGUGACGGGAUUGCUUGAUAAGAUACAUGGUGAUACAUACAGUUUAAGUCGGAAGUGUACAUACACCUUAACGAAAUACAUUGAAACUACGUUUCUCACAAUUCCUGACAUUUAAUCCUAGUAAAAAUUCCCUGUCUUAGGUCAGUUAGGGUCACCACUUUAUUUUAAGAAUGUGAAAUGUCAGAAUAAUAGUAGAGAGAAUUAUUAAUUUCAUGUUUUAUUUCUUUCAUCACAUUCCCAGUGGGACAGUAGUUUACAUAAACUCAAUUAGUAUUUGGUAGCAUCGCCUUUAAAUUGUUUAACUUGGGUCAAGCAUUUCGUGUAGCCUUCCACAAGCUUUCCACAGU